Molecule: messenger RNA, 1809 nt
Organism: Opisthorchis viverrini
Lineage: Eukaryota; Metazoa; Platyhelminthes; Trematoda; Opisthorchiida; Opisthorchiidae
Exons: 11
Source: RefSeq, a predicted model, not a curated record
AUGGAACUUGAAGAACUUAAGGCACAAAUCCAAGCAUGCUACGCAAAACGACGAGGACGAAUCGAAGAAGAGAUAGCAGUAACUGAGACAGCAAUCGAAGACUUGGAGGUGCUGAUGAUCCGAAAUCGCCGAAGUUAUGACGAGCAGACGAAGCGGACUAAUUCGAUGCGCAAGAAGCCAGUCAACAAGCUUCGUAAAAUCAUAACAGGGGUCUGUUGUAACAAGAGACGGACAAAUCGAUUGAAGGCUUGGAGCAUGUGCAGCUCCUGGUUUUUUGGGCCAAGUUCAAAUAAAGCAAAACAUAAACUGCACAAAAUCGAAGCCGAACCGCAGAUGCUACGAAUAACCUUCGGAGACUUUAGAACAGUGGAAGUGGGAAACAGUGCACGAGAGAUUCAGCGAAGAAUCAAGCUCCGCGAACAGUGGUUGAAAGCAAACCAGUGCUGGAUUAUGGUAUAUCAAGACAUGCUUCAAAAGAAACACGAACGGUGGAGAAGGGAAGUGAGCGCAAUGCGCCUACGGUUGCAGGCAAUUGAGGCAACAGAGGGUUUUGUCUAUGCGGUAUUCGGUGGGGGACCAUCUGGCCUUCUUCGUAAUCAGAUCAAAUUAGAGAAAGCUGGUCCAAAGGCAUCACUGCUUGGUCAACCUCUCACAAAGGACGACAAAAUAUGGCUUGGUCGACGACGCAAAGAUAUAGAAUCAAUAAUAACCCAACCCUCUUGUGACAGGAUAAAGCAAAUUGAACUGCAGCUGAGAACUAGCGGUCUAGCCACUGUAGAGACCGCAUCAAGGUGCUCAUCGCCUGUGCAACCUCCAGACACGCACCCGUUGCUCAAGCACCAAGCCCAGUUAAAAGAAGCAAUACAAGGCGACAGAGAUGAAUUACGAAAAGUCAGCAAGCAACUGCAGCAGAGACUUGAGGAGGAGAAGGUCUUAAAGGAAGAAUGGGAGAAAGUGUUCGAAAAGCUGCGACAAAAUUAUUCAAAAUCCGAACAGGAGUAUCGUACACAAAUGGAUGAACGCAACACAAGAUUGAAGGAGCUGAACACCCAAAUCGAACAACUUCAUUUGGACGAAGCAAUGCGUUUGAAGAAUGCGGCACUGAAAUAUUUGGAACGAAAACAAUUCAUUCAAGGUUUGAAUCGAGAAUUUGCGUUCCUUGGUGUGUCUCAGUCGUUCGGUCGAUGGCAUCGGGAUGGGGAAGAAUGGGAGAAAGUGUUCGAAAAGCUGCGACAAAAUUAUUCAAAAUCCGAACAGGAGUAUCGUACACAAAUGGAUGAACGCAACACAAGAUUGAAGGAGCUGAACACCCAAAUCGAACAACUUCAUUUGGACGAAGCAAUGCGUUUGAAGAAUGCGGCACUGAAAUAUUUGGAACGAAAACAAUUCAUUCAAGGUUUGAAUCGAGAAUUUGCGUUCCUUGGUGUGUCUCAGUCGUUCGGUCGAUGGCAUCGGGAUGGUCAAACAUGGAGCACUGACGUUGUCAUCCGUGUUGGUGAAAUAAGUGCUCAGGUCAGUUUUCUGAUCUCUUUGAAAUUACGUCUGAGUAUUCGUUUCGGAGGCGCUUUGACCACACAUACAACGGAAGGUGACUGCUCCAGCCGCACGCGGACCAGCAGUCGUUCUUGGCCCCACGGCUUUUCAACGAAUCUCGAGGCCCCUACGUGCAAAUCAGCCGUGUACACAAUUGGAUCACGUGGCUGUCAGCCGCCAACUAGGCGAAAGCAACAACGAUCCAUAUACGUAUUCACCUUUUGGAUAAUACAGCAGAUGGUCCCAACGCCAUUAGCAAGGUUCAAUAUCGUAACA